Coniosporium apollinis CBS 100218 is the source of this 762-nucleotide messenger RNA. RefSeq lists its product as uncharacterized. The transcript is spliced from 2 exons. Lineage: Eukaryota; Fungi; Ascomycota; Dothideomycetes. Gene Ontology annotation, biological process: superoxide metabolic process. Gene Ontology annotation, molecular function: metal ion binding. The record is from RefSeq and is a predicted model, not a curated record. Bases 1 to 762 code for a protein of 253 amino acids.
AUGCGCACUUCAAUAAUCCUUCCCACUCUCUCCUUCCUCGCCCUUGCCGCCGCAGACACAGGCAGGCUCGGCGAUGCCGAAGUCGUCACCAACAACCCCAUUGGGGCAUCCUACGAGGCGAGGCUGCCCAACAGCGCGACGACAGACGUGCGCGGCGUCUUCAUCGCCACCUCCAACCCCUCCGGGCGCGGCGUAGACUUCCAGAUCACACUUGACGGCAUUCCCAGCACCGGCGGUCCGUUCAUGUACCACAUCCACGACGCCCCCAUCCCUCCUAACGGCACCUGCGCCCAGGCCCUUGCGCACCAAGACCCCUAUAUCCGCGGCGAAGAGACACCUUGCGACGCGACAGCUCCCCAAACCUGCCAGGUCGGCGAUCUGUCGGGGAAACAUGGCAACAUCACAAGCGGCUCCUUCCACGCCGCCUACACGGAUCUGUACGCCUCGCUCGUGCCAGGCCUGGGCUCCUUCUUCGGCAACCGCAGUGUCGUCGUGCACUUCUCAAACAAGACGCGGAUCACGUGCGCGAACUUCGAAGUCAUUGGCCACGGAGCCGUUCCUUCGGGAAGCCCGAAUGGCACGAACGCUACGACGAUGGUGACUGCGACGGCGACGGCGAGCGCAACUGGGGGCGCGAGUGGUUCGGCUACGGCUACCCCGGUGUCCCCGAGCGCGCCGGCUCAGCAGACGACGAAUGCGGCUGUAAGGACGCUGGCCGGUUCGGGAGCGGUGCUUGCUGCGCUGGCGGCGUUUGUUCUUUGA